Messenger RNA from Leptinotarsa decemlineata (Colorado potato beetle), 3277 nucleotides. RefSeq names its product Staphylococcal nuclease domain-containing protein 1 (gene Tudor-SN). Gene Ontology annotation, cellular component: RNAi effector complex; cytosol; nucleus. The record is from RefSeq and is a predicted model, not a curated record. NCBI's taxonomy places the organism in Eukaryota, Metazoa, Arthropoda, Insecta, Coleoptera, Chrysomelidae. Gene Ontology annotation, biological process: mRNA catabolic process; regulatory ncRNA-mediated gene silencing. Gene Ontology annotation, molecular function: RNA binding; nuclease activity.
AUUGAAAUGACAGAAAAAGAUUCUCUCCUUUCUCCUUUCAUUUGUAAAUUGGACCACGAUGACGACCCAGCAACAAACUACACCUCAACCGAAAAGAGGGAUUAUCAAACAGAUUCUUUCUGGAGAUUCUGUGAUCAUUAGAGCCUCGUCAGGAGCUCCUCCACCAGAGAAACAAAUAAACUUUUCGGGAAUAACGGCCCCAAAAUUAGCUAGGAGGGCCGGAACAGGCGAUCAGGCUGAGAUCACAAAAGAUGAACCAUGGGCAUGGGAAGCUAGAGAGUUUUUACGAAAAAAACUGGUUGGAGAAGAGGUGUUAUUCACUGCUGAAAAACCUCCAAAUGCAAUGCGUGAAUAUGGAGUAGUUUACUUGGGCAAAGAUAUCAAUACUGCAGAAAAUAUCACAGAAUCAUUGGUAUCGGAAGGUCUUGUAUCCGUCAGACGAGAAAAUGUAAGACAAACUCCAGAACUCGCUCGUUUGAUUGAAUUGGAAGAUGCUGCCAAAUCAGCUGGCAAGGGAAAGUGGGGCCCAAAUCCUGCGGAGCAUGUUCGUGAUAUCAAGUGGUCAGUAGAUAAUAUGAGGGCCUUUGUUGAACAACAACAGUAUAAACCAAUCAAAGCUGUCAUUGAACAUGUGCGUGAUGGAUCUACUGUUCGUGCAUUUUUAUUGCCGGACUUUCAUCAUAUAACAUUGAUGAUAUCAGGAAUAAGAUGUCCUGGAUUCAAACUCGAUAGCAAUGGCAAGCCAGAUCCUACUAUUAAGGUGGAAUAUGCUGAAGAAGCUCGUUUCUUUGUUGAGGUACGGCUACUUCAGAGAGACGUAGAGAUAAUUCUUGAGUCUGUCAACAACAAUAACUUCAUUGGUACCAUUAUUCAUCCUAAAGGCAACAUUGCUGAACUCCUUCUGAAGGAAGGUUUUGCCAGAUGUGUGGACUGGUCCAUUGUUUUUAUGAAAUCAGGUGCUGACCGACUCAGAGCUGCCGAACGUCAAGCUAAAGAGGCACGUCGUAGAUUGUGGAAAGACUUUAUUGCCAGUACACCAAAGGUUACAGGCAAGGAGAAAGAAUUCACUGCCACUGUCUUGGAAGUUAAUAAUGGAGAUGCUCUGCUUCUCAAAAUGGCAAAUGGUGACACAAAAAAGGUAUUUUUGGCUAGUAUCCGUCCACCCAAAGAAGCUGGUCGAUCCAACGAUGAUGAUGGUAAACCUAUUCCAAGGCCUAAGGGAUUCCGUCCUCUAUAUGACAUUCCCUACAUGUUCGAAGCCAGGGAAUACCUGAGAAAGAAACUGGUUGGCAAGAAGGCUCACGUUGUUAUUGACUAUAUUCAGGAAGCAAGAGAAGGUUUUCCUGAAAAAGUAUGUGCUACUGUGUCUAUUGGAGGAAAAAGCUCCAAAUAUGAUAGCCUUCUAGCUGCUGAAAGUAAAGCUAUCAAAGAACAAGUUGGUGUUCAUUCAAAGAAGGAAGCACCUUCUCUUAGAGUGACUGAAAUUGAUGCUGGAAGAGCAAAAUUGGAGUUGUCUUCUUUCCAAAGGGCUCAGAGAAUUGAUGCUAUUGUUGAAUUUGUUGCAAGUGGAUCUAGGUUGAGACUGUAUAUUCCGAAAUCCAACAGUUUGUGUACAUUCCUGUUAGGAGGAAUAAACUGUCCAAGAGCAACCCGCCAAGCCACUGACACUGCUGGCGAACCAUAUGGUGACGAAGCUCUUCAGUUCACUAAAGAAAAAUGCAUGCAACGAGAGGUAUCUUUCCAAGUUGAUACUCAUGACAAAGCAGGCAAUUUUAUUGGCUGGUUGUGGGUUGAUAACUUGAAUAUGUCUGUUGCAUUGGUUAAGGAAGGUUUUGCCUCAGUGCAUUUUACUGGUGAAAAAUCUCAGUAUGCAACACAGUUGAAGAGUGCUGAAGAAAGUGCUAAAGCCCAGAAGUUGAAGAUAUGGAAGGACUACGUUGAGGCAGAAAAGGAGGAUAAGAAAGAAGAAGAGAAAGUGCCAACUGAACGCAAAGUGAACUUAGAGGAAGUUGUAGUUACAGAAGUAACACCUGAAGGAAGUUUCUAUGUGCAGAAAAUUUCAGAAGGCCCCAAAGCGGAGGCCCUCUUUGCAAAGCUACGACAAGAAUUCCAAGCCAACCCGCCUCUUCCUGGUGCAUACACCCCAAAACGUGGAGAUCUGUGUGCUGCCAAAUUUACAGUUGAUGAUGAGUGGUACAGGGUGAAGGUUGAAAAAGUUCAAGGAGGUAAUGCCACUGUCCAUUAUAUUGAUUAUGGAAAUAAAGAGACCUUACCUUCGAUACGCCUAGCCAGCCUUCCAGCAGCUUAUGUCAGUGACAAACCGUUUGCUACAGAAUACAUCAUGCCUUAUGUCACUUUGCCAAAAGAUGAAGAGUAUGCUUCUCUUGCUAUCAAAUACUUGAAAGAAGACACUGCAGUUAGCAAGCUUUAUCUUAAUUUGGAGUACAGGGUGCCGGGCGCCCCUUCUGCAGCUUCCCUCCACUUUGACAAGACUUCUGAUGCAGACAUUAUCAAAAAUCUCAUUAAGGAAGGAUUGCUUAUUGUUGAUGUGAAGGGAAGGAGACAGAAUAAGUUGUUGGAGAGUUAUAGAGAAGCACAAAAUGAGGCUAAAAAACAGCAUGCAAACAUUUGGGAGUAUGGAGACAUUACAGAAGAUGAUGCAAAGGAAUUUGGACUUGGUAAAUAAAUAUGAUAUAGGGACCACUUCACCAGAGCAAAUAGACUACUAUGCUACAUUAAAUAAACCACACAUUGUAGACUUCCAAAUCAUAUUGAUUAGUAGACUUCCAUUUACCUUUUAUUCAUAUGUUUAAAUAGAAACUGAUGUAUACAUAAGAGAUAUUUUUAUCAACAGUUGUACUUUGUAAUGAUUUUUUUUUUCAUGUGUAUAUUUGUUUUGAUGUAUUGUGUCUAGAACAACCGAUUAUAUUCUGUAAUUUAAGAAGUACCUACCUUUAUACGAAAUUUUCUUUUGGUAAUUUUAAAGUCUCAAAAUAGAGACAAUACUUUUUACCUCUAAAUUGUUUUGUAUAAUUUGACUUAUAUUCAAAAUACUAUUUGAAGCCACAAUUAUAGAAUAUUUGAUGUAAUUUUUAUAUAUGUAAAGAAGCAAUUUCUUUCAUCAGUGAAUUGAAUCUUAUAAAUUCUCUGGUUACAACAGCAUGCUCUAUAUAUUUUGAUAUUGAUUUGUGUACAAUUAGACUUUCAAUUCAAGAGAACCUAUAAUGACUGCAGGGGACGGGCUUUGUUUCCUUAAUAAAACAAUUUAUUGUUUUGA